Messenger RNA from Knipowitschia caucasica, 1320 nucleotides. NCBI's taxonomy places the organism in Eukaryota, Metazoa, Chordata, Actinopteri, Gobiiformes, Gobiidae. The record is from the annotation of a GenBank genome assembly.
AUGCAUGCAAGCAUCCUCUCCAACGAACGAAUAGACUUUCGCCGGGCAACACUCUGGCACGGCAUCUCCCAACACAACCCAACCUCCUCCCCAGAGCACAAACACUCGUCCACCCUCUCCCUUCCUCUUACUCUAUCGAUUACUCUCUCUCACUGCAGUAGAUCUCCGCCGAAACCAAUAAACCCCCCUCCCACUCUCCCUAUGCGUUCUCCCCUGUCAAGUGAUUCUAUGGCUGGGCGUCACUUCUUCAGAAAUCAAACAAUCAUUUCCCUUCGCUCCCCCAACUCCUCUCCAAAUAGGAAGCGGUCUCCUCUCAUAGCUCCCUUCAUCUACUCGUCUCUACAAUCUACCCUCAAGUCUCUCCUUCAGUCUUCCCUCAUCUUCUUCACCUAUCUAUCAUACUUUAAGCCUCUCCCAAUCCUCCUACGCAUCAUUCCAUCCAUCCCUCACCUCUUCAUCACCAUCACUCAAAUAACCGCUCUCCUCCACCAUCACAAAUUCUCUCUCAUCUCUCCCCCAAACUCUCUCCGCGAACAUUCUCCGAUACCCUUACAUCUCCGGCACUCCCUAAUCUGCUUCCUCUACCAAAGAGUCCUCCUCUCUCCCCCCCCAUCCUACUCCUCAGCCAACAUCACCGCGCAAAAUCCAAUCAGUCCCCUCCGCCCCACCAUCCCCCCCUCCAGCCUCUCCCCGACACACGCGCUCUCAUCCCUCAAUCUGGAUCAGCUCAUCUCUCUCUUCUCUCUCCUCCUCUCCGACGGCUCGCACCAGUUCACUCUCGUCAACACCUCUCCUCACCCUCUCCCAUCACUCCCCAUGGAGACCUCCUCAAUCUCGUCCCUCAGAUCUCUCCUCUCCUCUCUCACACCCACCAAACUCAUCUCCAAUCACACUGAUCUGACUCUCUCUCUCUGGGUCUCACAACUCCUUCCCCGCUCCUACUCUUCAGUCCACCUCAAAACAUCACGGGGGUACGUCCUCUCAAUCUAUAGCACGUAUAGGGGUGUCUCCGUCACACCGUCAACCUCCUCUCUUCCGCCACGCACGAAACGGCAGCUCAUCCAAUCUCUUCCUCCCACGAAUCCUCAGUCUCAGUCUCGAAAUCCGACCCCCAGUCCGUCUCGAGCCUCAAUCAUAAAACUGCUCUCGGACAUCUCCUCUCUCUUCCACUCGGCGACACGAACUCCCUCCUGUUCCCGCCCCCUACCUCCCCAAGUAGGUACCUUUCCUCUUCCAUCACCUCCAAAACGCCCGACCGAUCCAUCUCUCCACCGUGCCUCUCCACCAGACCGUAACUCCCCACACCAACUCCCCUCAUGA